This is a messenger RNA of Symsagittifera roscoffensis, 5066 nucleotides long. RefSeq names its product DNA-directed RNA polymerase I subunit RPA1-like. Gene Ontology annotation, biological process: DNA-templated transcription. Gene Ontology annotation, molecular function: DNA binding. The record is from RefSeq and is a predicted model, not a curated record. Gene Ontology annotation, cellular component: RNA polymerase I complex. The coding region runs from base 44 to 4876 and encodes 1610 amino acids. Lineage: Eukaryota; Metazoa; Xenacoelomorpha; Acoela; Convolutidae. The transcript has 29 exons.
AAAUGAAUUUAUGGACUAAUUGGAGCCUAAGUGAUUCUUAGUUAUGAGGAGGAAUGAAAGCAACAAGCGCAUCCAUGGCCUACCAGAGUGCAGGAUGGAGAAGUGUCACUUUGGGGUCAUGGGGUCACAAGAGGUCAUUGGGAUGAGUGUGCUGAGCAUCACAAACAUGGCGUCUUUCGAUACUAUGAACACUCCCACUGAAAACGGUCUCUACGACAGACGUCUGGGGUCUCUGGAGCUGGACAUCAACUGCCAGACUUGUGGCCAAGGCUAUGUGCAGUGCAGUGGACACAUGGGACACAUUGAGAUGCCAGUGCCAGUCUAUAACCCGUGCUACUUCACAGAUUUGACAAAGGUGCUCAAAGCGAUCUGUAGAUGCUGCAAUCUGCUCAACAUCCCAGUAGCAAAGUGCAACUUGUUCAUAUGCCGCAUGAAGUUGGCUUUGGCAGGACAACUGGAAGCACUUGAUGAGUUGAAUCAGCGCUUGAAUUCGUUUCACGAGAAAACACAACUGGCAGACUUCAUAUUGCAUUUCAAAAAUAAUCUCAAGGUUGAGAAACUAAACGAUUUGACAGCAGCUAUAAUUGAGACCAGGAACAAUAUUCGCAAUAACUUCUGGGCCGAGAGUUUCUGCAAGUCGGUGAAGCAGUGUUGCCAUUGUUCAAACUAUCUGCCAGUUUACAGAGCCGAAAAUCAUGUUUCAAUUCACUGUACAGCCAGAAAGGGGUAUCAAAUGCCAAAAGAUAAGUUAGGGGCUUCCACUGACGAACCAUUGAACCCUAGCAUUGCGUUCCAAAUUGUGAAAGCAGCCUGGAAAAUUAACCAAGAGGUGCUAACAUUUGUGUUCGGAAGUCCGGACAGCCUUGUGAGACCUUGGGCAGAUAUGUUUUUCAUUGAGAAUCUGCCAGUUUUUCCUCCAAAACACAGACCAUAUCAAGUGACGAACGGGAUGAAAAGCGAACAUGUGCAGACUACCACGUAUGUUCAGGUGCUAAAAGCGCGUCGGACAAUUCUACUGUUUGUUAAGUUGAUAAAAGCUGAAGAAAACGAUAUUGAGAAUGCAAAAUGUCUGAAGGAUGACGAGAAAAAGUUGCUGCAAUAUUGUAAAGGUCAAGGCAUGGACGACAAGUUCCGGUUCGCGUGGCUAGAUCUGCAGCGUGGUGUGAACAACUUGGCCGACGGAACCAGAGCCAUGAAGUAUGAGAGAGUGAAGGGCGUGAAGGAGAUGAUUGAAAAGAAGCAGGGCGUGUUCCGCAUGAACAUGAUGGGCAAACGUGUCAAUUUCGGUGCUAGAAGUGUCAUCACUCCGGAUCCCAUGUUGGCAACGAACGAAGUUGGCAUCCCAUUUGAACUGGCAACCAAACUCAGUUUUCCAGAACCCAUCUCCAUGCUAAACAUGCAGAGGGUGAAGAAACUGAUCAGAAACGGACCUUCGGGCUACCCCGGUGCUAAUUUCCUGUUGGACCCAAAUGGAAGAAUGAUGUUUCUGAAUGCGAAUGACAAAAAUUCGAGGGAGAAUUUGGUUUACAGGCUGUUCAACGUGUCAAUGGACCAUGAAAAACCGUAUGUGCUGUAUCGACACGUGGAGGAUGGGGACGUAGUGGUGUUGAAUCGACAGCCGACACUGCACAAGCCCUCAAUGCAGGCUCACAUCGUCAAAGUACUCAAAAAAGAGAAAACUCUCAGGCUGCACUACUCUGCUUGUAAAGCGUAUAAUGCGGACUUCGACGGGGAUGAGAUGAAUGUGCACUUCCCUCAGAGCUUCAAUGCGAGGAGUGAGUGCUACCAACUGAUGAACUCUGCCAACUUCUACCUCACACCAAAAGAUGGAUCCCCAUUAGGUGGGUUGAUCCAGGACCACAUAGUGGGAGCAGUCCACUUGACUCUGAGGGGGAAAUUUUUCACCAAGCAGCAGUACCAGAGUCUGGUCAUGUUCGCCCUUCCCUUCUGCAUAGAUUCUAUCAAGUGUCUGCCUCCUGCGAUUGUAAAGCCGUGCCUUCUCUGGUCUGGCAAACAGAUAUUCUCAACUAUACUGCAACACUGCCUUCCAAAGGGUGCUGCCAGGCCUAACUUUGUGGGAAAAUCAAAAGUGAACAAGAAGCUCUGGUCUCAAUUGAGGGAUUUGACUCCUAUGUAUGAGCACUCCGAUUUGGAUGACUCAGUCAUUGUCGUGUCUGAUGGUGAGCUUCUGCAAGGUGUGAUUGACAAAACCUCGAUCGGAAGUGCCGAGCACUCUUUCACACAUUGUCUGUAUGAACUCUAUGGGCCUCAACCAUGCAGUAAAUUCCUCAGCGCGUGUUCGAAGCUGAUGACUAAUUACUUGCAGCAAAUGCGUGGGUUCACAUUGGGAGUGAAAGAUGUCUUGUGCACCUCAGAAGCGGAGAGGGUUAGGAAAAAGAAGAACAGAGCUUGUGUCAAAGCGGGUCCUAGUGUCACUGCCGAAGCUCUGCUCGGAGAGGUCAGUGACCCAAAAGAGGAUGAACUGAAAACUCAGCUGGAGCUGUUACACAACCAGCGAGAUGCCUUCAAAAUGUCUACCUGGGAGAAAAUGAUGUCGGGCAAGGUAGGCUCCUUGAACUCGGAGCUGACUGCAGCGUGCAUUCCUUAUGGACUGAAAUCCAAAUUUCCUCACAACAAUCUGCUGAUGAUGAUUGAGAGUGGUGCUAAAGGAAGUGCAAUCAACAUGGCUCAAAUAGCCGCUCAGAAUGGUCAAAUUGAGUUGGAGGGACGUCGCAUCCCGAUGCAGCUGAGUGGAAAGCAUCUAGCCUGUUUCAAAGCAUACGACCUGAACCCAGUGGCUGGAGGAUUUGCCACGAACCGCUUCCUGACUGGACUGAAACCCUCCCAGUACGUGUACCAUUGUAUGGCUGGAAGAGAUGGUCUAGUAGACACGGCCGUCAAAACAAGCAGAAGUGGAUAUUUGCAAAGGUGUCUCGUAAAACUGUUGGAGGGUGUGAAGGUGCAUUACGACAACACAGUUCGCAACAGUGACUCCACGAUGGUGCAGUUCCUGUUCGGAGAAGAUGGCCUGGAUCCCAUCAAGUCCAGUUAUCUCAAUAACUCGAAGACUAUGAAGACUCUGAUCAACAACAAGAAUGUCUAUGAUGACAAAGUGCGCACAUGCAGGGAAGCAGUGGAUACAACUGCAGUCAAAGCUCAUUUAAAAGAAGCAUCGCUCACUGCGACAGAUGCAAAAAAGACUAAGACCUCUCCAGUUAUCUCCCAUCUCUCGCCCGCUCGAUUUUUUGGAUCUGUGUCGGAUAAGUUCGGCACAAUGAGAGACGAAUCUAUUCCCAAUUCAGACAGCAAACAGAAGACUAAAUGCAAACAGCUUCUGAAUUAUAAGUUCAUGAACAGUUUGAUGGAGCCGGGCGAAGGUAUUGGCUUGACCACAGCCCAGUCAAUUGGGGAGCCGUCUACGCAGAUGACACUGAACACAUUCCACUUUGCGGGAAGAGGAGACGUGAACGUGACUUUGGGAAUCCCCCGAUUGCGGGAGUUGCUGCAGACUGCCUCCAAGAAUAUCAAGACACCCACCAUGACUGUUCCAGUUCUCAAAACUCCCCGAGCAGAAAAGUUGUCGGAGAAGUUGAGCAAAGACUUCCGCAAGAUCUACUUGGAAGACGUUGUGCUCUCGGUGGACUUGGAAAAGAGCUGGUCGAAAGAUCUGAGACAGAAGUACAAGGUCCAGUUCCACUUUGUCUCCAAGAAGUAUCUCAGAUAUCUGACAUUCCUCAAGUCCAGACAGGUGCUCAAAUUCAUGGAGCACACUUUUCUCACGUUUUUGGUGAAGAAGUAUGUACGUGUAGUGAAGAAUCUGGGCAGAGGGGAACCCUCGUGUGAAGCUGCAGACGAACAUGUGGAUCCCAACGGAUACGCUAUUUCGGGUGGAGGUGGGGAGGGGAGGAAUCGAACUCUGUCGGACGGCAACUCGGACUGUGAGGACAAUGUGGAAGUGGGGGGCACUGGAGCUGCCAAGACACUCUCCAAAAUAGAUGACGAACGAGAUUACGAUGACGAGAAAGAUGCGGAUGACGAAGUGUUGGAAUCUGAGAAUGAGUUGGACGAACACGAGAAGGACGAGGGAUCUGCCGACGAGUCCAAAGGCAAGGACGGCGAGAGUGCAGAAGCGGACGAACAAAAAGCAGUUCAUGUAGUUCACAGUGUGAGCAAGGAGUCACAUGACGAGAGAGUGCACUCUUUCCUGAGGGAUUCACCCGACGCCAUUGUACACUACGAGUUCGACACAAUCAAAGAGAGUCAUUGCACAGUUGUGUUUGAGUUCCCAGUCGAGGAGACCCCUCUGGACUUCGGGGUCUUUUUGAAGGAGGAGAUAUCCAAGGCUGUACUCUGUUCAAAGGCCAAAGGGGUUCUUCGAGCGGUGGUAUCAGAUGGUAAGUUCGUGACGGAAGGAGUGAACGUAGACUACAUUUCCCAGUUUUCGGAUGUGUUUGACCUGAGCAAGCUGUACACGAACAGCAUACACCACCUGCUCUGGCAUUUCGGAAUAGAGGCCGCCUAUGCUGGAAUCAUUCGGGAGCUGGAUUCUGUGUUUAGUGCUUAUGGAAUUGCAGUGGACAGAAGACAUCUGUCGCUUGUUGCCGACUAUAUGACCCAAAGUGGAAAUAUCGCAGGCUUCUCUCGAACUGAAGUGGCAAAGAAUCCUUCACAUCUGCAGCGAGCCAGUUUCGAAUCGGCUUUCAGGUUUCUGAAAGAGGCGGCUAUUUCUGGAUACCCUGAAGAUCUGACUUCACCUUCUGCGUGUAUCUCUGUCGGCAAAGUCUCCAGUAUUGGUACUGGUUCUUUCGAUUUAUUAGCCAAGAGACCCCCUAGAAGCAUAAAGAAAAGAGCAAGUCGAAUCAAGUUCGACGAUUAGUGCCUUCAAAUUGAAUUAUUGAUCUGUUUCUAAUGAACCUUGUUGAUGCUUUUCUUGAAUUGAAUUCACUGAGAAACUGUAAUUUAAUUCAGAAAAUACAGUUGGACAGUAAUUGUACCUGUAUGUUGCGCUUGAUCAUCUUUUGAUUUGAGAAUAAUUCAAUAAAGAUUAUUUUCGAAUUCGAAUAAAA